AUGUUGUCCAACGCCUGGACGUACACACCGGAAGACGCACUCGCAUACUAUGGUACGAACGCAGAGACAGGUCUGACAGAGGAACAAGUCAAGAGGAAUAGAGAAGCUUAUGGAGAAAACACUCUGCCCGAGUCACCACCCACGUCUCUAUUCAAGCUCAUUCUCGCUCAAUUCAAAGAUCAACUAGUCCUCAUCCUCCUUGGUUCAGCGGUCGUAUCAUUUAUCCUUGCUCUUUUCGAAGAUGUAUCUGAACCUGGUGGAUCAUGGUUAACCGCCUUUGUGGAACCAUCCGUUAUAUUGUUGAUCUUGAUUGCGAACGCCACAGUCGGUGUUGUACAGGAAACCAAUGCUGAGAAGGCUAUCGAUGCUCUGAAAGAGUAUUCACCCGAUGAAGCGUCUGUCGUUCGUUCAGGACGUCUAGCCAAAGUCCCCGCUUCAGCUCUUGUUCCUGGAGACAUCAUCUCAAUUCACGUUGGUGACCGAAUCCCAGCAGAUUGUCGAAUCAUCUCCUUCUCUUCAUCAUCUUUCAGAGUCGAUCAAGCUAUGUUAACCGGUGAAUCAAUGUCUGUCGGUAAGACCGAGGGUGCCGUGAAAGACCAGGGUGCCGUUAAACAAGAUAUGGUCAACAUGCUGUUCUCAGGAACAACAGUAGUGAACGGUGCUGCUAAAGCUAUUGUUGCUCUUACCGGAUCAAGAACUGCUAUCGGUGCUAUACAUUCUAGUAUAUCAAAAGAUGAUGAGGAAGAGGAAAAAACUCCUUUGAAGAGGAAAUUAGAUGAUUUCGGAGAUCAACUUGCCAAAGUUAUCUCUGUGAUUUGUAUUCUCGUUUGGCUCGUUAAUAUUCGUCACUUCAAUGAUCCAAGUCAUCACGGUUGGCUCGGUGGAGCUAUCUACUAUCUUAAGAUCGCCGUUGCUCUCGCUGUCGCUGCCAUCCCAGAAGGUCUUGCAGCUGUCAUCACCGCAUGUCUCGCUUUAGGUACAAAGAAAAUGGCUAAGAGAGGUGCUAUCGUUAGAAAUUUGCCUAGUGUGGAAACUUUAGGUUGUACGAAUGUCAUUUGCUCAGAUAAGACUGGUACUCUCACUACCAACCAAAUGAGUGUCGCCCGGUUCUUGACCUGUGACGGUUCCGGAUUUGCUGAAUACCAAGUUGGCGGUACAACUUUUGCUCCUACCGGUUUCAUAAGUACUCUCGAUGGUCAACAUGCUGAGAAGACAGCUGUCCGAACUCCCCCAGUCAACAAGCUUGUGGAGAUCAGCGCGAUCUGUAACGAUGCCAAGAUUGCUUACAAUUCCGAAACCGAUAUUUAUACCAACGUUGGUGAACCCACCGAAGCUGCUUUGAAAGUGCUGGUAGAAAAGCUUGCUUCUGACUCUGAUUCUUUCAAUGCUGGUCUUGCCAAUCUCGGACCCCAGGCUCGAGCUACCGCUGUUAACGAUCAUUACGAGACUCGUGUCAAGAGAGUCUUGACAUUCGAAUUCACCCGUGAUCGAAAAUCUAUGUCUGUUCUUGCUCAAUCGCCGUACGGAACUUCGCUUUUCGUCAAAGGUGCACCCGAAUCAGUCCUCGAAAGAUGCAGCAAAGUCAUUCUCCCCACAGGAGUGUCUGAACUCACGUCCGACCUACGAGCCGAGCUUGCGCGAAAACAACUUGAAUACGGCCACAAAGGUUUACGAACACUCGCUCUCGCUUAUGUUGAUGAGUCUGAUGGAGAUGUAUCUCACUACAAGACCAAUUCAUCUGAAGAUUACGUCAAAUUCGAACAGGAUAUGACUUUUGUUGGAUUAGUCGGUAUGCUUGAUCCUCCUCGACCUGAAGUCAAAGAUGCUAUCGCCAAAUGUAAGACUGCUGGAAUCAGGACCAUCGUCAUCACUGGAGACAACAAGAACACCGCCGAGACAAUCUGUCGGGAAAUUGGUGUUUUCGGUAAAGAUGAAGAUUUGACUGGUAAAUCUUACACUGGACGAGAAUUGGAUGCUCUGUCACAUGAAGAGAAAAUCGCUGCUGUGCAACGAGCUUCCUUAUUUUCCCGAACUGAACCUACACAUAAAUCACAAUUGGUCGACUUACUUCAAGGUCUAGGUUUAGUUGUCGCUAUGACAGGUGAUGGUGUCAACGAUGCCCCGGCAUUGAAAAAGGCGGAUAUCGGUAUUGCAAUGGGAUCAGGAACAGAUGUAGCUAAACUUGCUGCUGAUAUGGUAUUGGCAACUGAUAAUUUCGCCACCAUUGAAAAAGCUGUCGAAGAAGGAAGAGCAAUUUAUAAUAACACAAAACAGUUCAUUCGAUAUCUCAUUUCUUCCAACAUCGGUGAAGUCGUUUCAAUCUUCUUGACUGUCUUACUUGGUAUGCCAGAAGCUUUAAUCCCUGUGCAAUUGCUUUGGGUCAAUCUCAUCACAGAUGGUCUACCUGCUACUGCUCUUGGAUUCAACCCUCCCGAUCAUCAAAUCAUGAAGACUCCACCAAGAUCGGCCAGUGAACCAUUAGUUGGAGGCUGGUUAUUCUUCAGAUAUAUGGUAGUCGGUACAUAUGUCGGCGCGGCUACAGUCUUCGGUUAUGCGUGGUGGUUUAUGUUUUACACUGGUGGUCCUCAAAUCAGCUUCCACGAAUUGACUCACUUCCAUCAAUGCUCAAAUACAUUCUCUCAUCUUGAUUGUUCAAUGUUCACAGGAUUACCUUCAAUGAGAGCUACAACAGUCUCGUUGUCCAUCUUGGUAGUCAUCGAGAUGUUUAAUGCCUGUAAUUCACUUUCAGAGAACGAAUCAUUAUUUGUAUUACCCAUUUGGACAAAUCCAUACCUCGUCGCUUCAAUCGCUCUAUCCAUGGCACUGCAUUUCAUGAUCCUCUACGUACCAUUUUUCAGAACAAUGUUCAGAAUCACAGCUCUGAAUAAAGAAGAAUGGAUUGCUGUCUUAGUCAUUUCAGCUCCUGUAAUCGUCAUUGAUGAAAUUCUAAAAUGGAUUUCAAUGAGAAGGAAUGUAAAUAAGGUUAAGAAGGAUUAA
Messenger RNA from Kwoniella shivajii, 2997 nucleotides. Its product is annotated as potassium/sodium efflux P-type ATPase, fungal-type. NCBI's taxonomy places the organism in Eukaryota, Fungi, Basidiomycota, Tremellomycetes, Tremellales, Cryptococcaceae. Gene Ontology annotation, cellular component: membrane. Gene Ontology annotation, biological process: calcium ion transmembrane transport; intracellular calcium ion homeostasis. The record is from RefSeq and is a predicted model, not a curated record. Gene Ontology annotation, molecular function: P-type calcium transporter activity; ATP hydrolysis activity; ATP binding. The transcript has 6 exons. Bases 1 to 2997 code for a protein of 998 amino acids.